UCAAACGUGGCUUGUGUUCUUGGCUUUAGUUUAAAUUAAACAUAAAAAUCGUAUUUUUUUGUAAGCGCUAUUUAUAUAAACAUUUUAAUGAAAUUUUACUAAAAAAAGAAUCAGUUAAUUUUUUUGGUUUUGUUUAUGGAAUUAUGAAAAACUUCUAGUAAUUAAAAAAUCUGGACACAAAAAUGGCUCAAAAGUAUGAAUAUUCCUACAAGGACACAGAUUUACCAUUUUGGCUCGAUGAAUUAACUAAAGACGUGAAAGAGACUCAUAUAAAUGAAUCACUAAAUGAUCCCAUUUAUGAGCCAUAUAAUCUGAAAUAUGAUUACGGAACAGAUAAUCAAAGGACUCGAAGAACGUCAUUAGAUCUAGAUUUGCUAUUGAAGUCUGAAUCGAAACCUAUAGCACACUCAGCGGGAACGUUACGAUACAAUCAAAACAAUGGUUAUAAACAAAAUGGAAGAAGAAAGAAUUUCACAAGUAAAACGGAAUGGGGAGAAGCAAAAGAUGAGAUAAACAACGAUUUCCUAACUGAUCUUUUACCACACUAUGUUACACCACGCCACAAGAGAAUGAGUUUGGACAACGACUUUAAUGACGUCAUUGUCGGGCCGCGACUUCAAAACGCAUCAAAAAACCUUAAUAAAUUUACGAAUGAUACAAAGGUAACUAAUACAAAAUCAAAUUAUACGAAAGCGAGUUUAGAGGUUGAUAGGAAAAGUGAAUUUGUGAUACCUGAGACACCUGAGGGACGAUUGUUGGAGAUGAAAAUAUAUUCCAAUUGGGGUGACAAAUAUUUGGUUGGAUUAAAUGGUAUUGAAUUGUUCGAUUGUGAAGGUGAACCGGUAAUAAUUGAUAAAAUUUGGACUGAUUCAGACACCGGUGACCACUCAAAGUUUGGUCACAUAGAGAAUAUAAUAGAUGGUGUGGUACGAACAAGAGAUGAUAAACACACGUGGAGUGCGCCUGCGCCUCAAGGAUUGCCCAUUGCUUUGACCGUUCUAUUGGCUAAAACCACGAAAUUGGCUUUGCUUAGAAUUUGGAAUUACAAUAAAUCGCGAAUAUACUCAGCUCGCGGUGUUCGUUUGGUUCAAAUAAAGUUGGACGACCAAGUUAUAUUCCAAGGAGAGAUAGCAAGAGCAAGCGGUGAACUCAAAGGAAACCUACCCACACUAGGAGACACAAUUCUCUUCACGAAAGACGUGGCGAUGUUGGAAGCGAUUUUUGAAAAUGAUAAAAAUUUUCAAUCAUUACUCAAAGACAACGAUCCUUUAGUUGAAUUAAACACAGCUGACCGUCCACCUACAGCUAAUGAUAGUAAAAAUAAUCUACCAAAUGUUAUAGAAGAACCAAAAGCUCCCGAAGAAAAUGAAUAUUUGGCAAAGGAGAUAAAGUUGACUUUAAUGUCAAAUUGGGGUCAAAAAAAUUUGAUCGGAUUAACAGGCAUUGAUAUUCUACAUAAUAAUACACCUAUAGACAUAAUUCGGAGUUAUGCCUAUACAACGUACGCAGCUGACGAUAAAAAGCUUGAAUAUGGAUUUAUUGAUUGUAAAAAUCUCUUCAAUGGAAGAAAUAUAACAACCGAGUUUGACGAUAUGUGGUGUACAAAUUUUACGCCUGAAUCUAAAUUUUGUCAUAUUGUCAUGGAGCUACCCGACCACACUAAGGUAACUGGAAUUCGUAUAUGGAACUACAACGCUAACAUGGAAUUAUCGUAUAUCGGUGUGAAAGACUUACGCGUAACACUAGAUGGCGCUUUACUAAAUCAACGACCGAUUCUAUUACGGCGUGCGCCUGGCGAUACAUUUUACGAUUAUUUGCAACAUAUAGAUCUCUCUUCAAUGGAUGACAGGAUAAAUAACGCUGACAAUUUAGACCGUGCGUUUGAAAGUAAUUUGAACUCGGGUGCUCCGACAGGUUUUGUUUUGCAAUUGAAUAUAUUUUCAACUUGGGGUGAUCCGUACUAUGUUGGCCUAACUGGGGUAGAACUUUAUGAUCCUCAAGGAAACUUAAUCGAAGUUACUGAAAGUAAUGUUUGCGCUCAGCCGGCAAGUGUAAAUGUUCUCGAUAGUGUCGCUAGGGAUGUGCGCACGCCGAGUAAACUUGUCGAUGGUCACAACUCUAAUGCAGCUGAUGGACAGCACUCUUGGCUGGCCCCUAUUCUUCCAGAAACUCUUAACAGAGUUUUCUUCGUUUUCGAUGCUCCCGUAUCUGUUUACGGUAUGAAAAUUUGGAAUUAUGGUAAAACGCCAACUCGAGGUGUUAAGGAAUUUGGGGUACUAAUAGAUGAUUUGUUAAUUUUUAAUGGAAGUCUAGAAAUGGUCAAAGGUGAUACGGUAGCUCCGCAGUGGAUUUGUUUCCAAGAUGUCGAUGUUGAGAAUUUGACACCGAGCCCAUCGGAUGCAAGUCAACUAACAACGACAAGUGGUUCAUCAAAAUCUGUGGAUCAAAACGACAGACCGUACACGAGCGUAUACGCAGUGCGAGCGAGAAAAUAUCUUUAAUUUUAGGUGAAUUGUGUGUUUCGUAUGUGUGUUGUAAUAUUCAGACAUAAUAAUGGAGUCUAGCGUCUAUCAUAUAGAUAGACAAUGUUUUUAAAUUACUACAAGAAGCAACUUGAUCAAAAUGAAUGAUCCUAAAAUUUAACCCAUUUUCAUAAACCAAUAUAAACACAGUUUUAACUAAAGCAAACGUCUCCUUCUGUAAUAUAGCGCGCGUUAAACAAGAUAACAUUUUUUAUGCAAAUAUCUGUCAUAAUUUACGUGGUUUUCGUGAUGUUUAUAACCUUCAAACUCAUGAUAGACUACACUAAACUAGGGGCUUGAGACAUCUUGUCACAUUUCGACAGGCGUGACCCACUAACGCUUAACGAGUUUGUAUGGAAAGCGUCACGUGAUAAAGCGUGAGCUGUCAUUGUCAUAAUGUGAGCUAAAGUCAAAAAUGGUUAACUCUUUAAUGGUUUCGUCAAGUAAUUCAAUAGGAUAAAUUUAGUAUUUGACAGUUCGAGAGAAUCGACUAUUCGAACGAUGCUUGUUUAUGCUUUAGUUCCGAUUACUCCAGGGGUUUGAGAUAAUAUCAUUUUGUGACAAUCGUGACCAACUCACUCCUAACGAAUUUGUAUGGGAAUGACAUUAGCUCACGAGCUAUUCUCAAAUUCUCUAGGCGUAUAUAAAAAAUAUAUAGUUUUUUUUCGAUCAUAUCAAUUUACUUAUUGUUCGUGCUUUUAUUAGUAAAAGAAACUAGACUGAAUUUGUUUUUGUACAUGUCAUAUGGUGGAAAUUGUGAAUCUUAGUAGACUGCACUCACGCCAAAUAUCUAGAAUAAUUUAUUUCCAAUGUUAUCACUUGUUGACUGUAGAGCGCUUGUAAACAUCAUAAGAAUUGUUUUAUGUGGUUCGUGUAAAUUUUAUACAGAAAUAAAGGUAUUUUGUAUG
Pieris brassicae (large cabbage white) is the source of this 3430-nucleotide messenger RNA. Its product is annotated as katanin-interacting protein-like. NCBI's taxonomy places the organism in Eukaryota, Metazoa, Arthropoda, Insecta, Lepidoptera, Pieridae. The coding region runs from base 183 to 2501 and encodes 772 amino acids. The record is from RefSeq and is a predicted model, not a curated record. The transcript is spliced from 15 exons.